UUGGAAAUUUGCACAUUAUAUAUAAUUUUAAAUCUAAAUAUUGCUGUGCAUACUAUCAACAAUGCUCAGGAUAUUCUUGAUUCCAGUCAACAUAGUAACAUCCUAGGGCAAUCAAAUAUGGUAGAUCAAUAUAUGAUUGAACUAAUAUUCGGUUAGAUCAGUUACACACAUCAUGUACAAACUUGUUAUCUUUACGGAUGACAAUGAACUGGCUGUUGUGCCAUCCAAUUGGCUGGAUGGCACAGGGUUUUGUCUUUGGCCUCCAUUCAAGUCUACCACUAAGUUGUCAAAGGCCGUACAAAUUCAACAAUGUGCCUGUGACUCUUGGAAGGCUUACCCAAUCUGUUUGCUGCCUGGUGGUGAAUCUGGUAAGUUACAUUUAUCAUACAAUAAUAAUAUAGACAAUUAUGAACGGGCCCGAGAAAAGCUUCGACUAGCGGAAGAUACGUCGGACCUACAAACCGCAGACUCAGAAGAAGAUGAAAAUACAACUAGACAUUCGAAAAGGAGAAAAAGGUACGUUACAUGA
Haliotis rubra (blacklip abalone) is the source of this 529-nucleotide messenger RNA. RefSeq lists its product as uncharacterized. The record is from RefSeq and is a predicted model, not a curated record. NCBI's taxonomy places the organism in Eukaryota, Metazoa, Mollusca, Gastropoda, Lepetellida, Haliotidae. The transcript is spliced from 2 exons. Bases 173 to 529 code for a protein of 118 amino acids.